GUGGGUCAGGCCGUGCCUUGAGGGGGAAACGGGCUGUCCGUGUGAGCUAGCCCGUCCCGGCGUUCCCGCACUGCCUGUGGGGAGACUGGGACUGAGCCUGAGGGGGAUCCCGGUGCUUGUGAGCCCGCCGGUCCUUUGGGCUGUACAGGCCCACCUGUCCAGAGUGGGAGUUGUGUGCGGGGGGAGAGGCAGCCGCGCUGAGGGAAUUCGCUGUGAACCCCUGUCAAAUGCCGCACGGUAUGAAAACUCAAUGGGGUCGUCCAAAAAUGCAAUAAGUGAGCCUGUUGAUGCAGAGGAAGGCUAUAACAUGAUGGCUUCUUUCCAACGCUCUAACAGCCAUGACAAAGUGAGGAAAAUAGUGGCAGAAGAGGGACGGACAGCAAGGAACCUGAUUGCCUGGAGUGUCCCACUGGAAAAUAAGGAAGAUGAUGGAAAAUCGAAAUGGCAAUCUGGUGGAAAAACAAAAAGGGUGACUCAAGGAACACUCAAGACUGCAAAACAGAACACUACCUUGGACUGUAAAUUAACAGCAGGAGCUGGAGACAAGAACUUUGACAAAAGCCCAACGAAAACCAGGCAGCCUCGAAAGGUGGAUCUGCGGGCUCGGUACUGGGCAUUUCUCUUCGACAACCUCCGGAGGGCAGUUGAUGAAAUCUAUGUCACAUGUGAAUCAGACCAGAGUGUGGUGGAAUGCAAGGAAGUCCUGAUGAUGCUUGAUAACUAUGUAAGGGACUUCAAAGCAUUGAUUGAUUGGAUACAGCUACAGGAGAAGCUAGAAAAAGCUGAUGCUCAAAGCAGACCAACUUCACUGGCUUGGGAAGUAAAGAAAAUGUCUCCAGGACGCCACGUGAUCCCAAGUCCCUCCACAGAUAGGAUUAGUGUGACAUCAAAUGCUCGAAGGAGUUUAAAUUUUGGGAACCCUGCAGUGACAAUUUCUGCAACACGCCUGGCUCCUUCUGGUGUAAGUUGGGCCGAUAAGGUAAAAGCCAACCAUGGAAGUAAAGCUGCCAAUCCUGAGCUGGCAACAGCACAAGCCUGCCUGGUACCUCCGGCACAGAAGUCACUGCGGAAAAAUGAUCGGAAGGAUGCAGAGGGCUGGGAAACCGUUCAGCGUGGAAGGCCCAUUCGAUCUCGAUCCACAGCUUUGGCUGCAAAAGCUCCUGUAGCUGCAGAAACACUGAAGUCCAGAGGUGACAGUGACAAAGAAAACGUAAUUUCACCACCAGCAGAAAACAAGCAUGGGAGCUCAGUCAUUGGCAGUGCUGGAUCUGAAAGCACAGAGCUGGUGCAGAAGGAUCCUUUACAUCACUCUGAGGGUCCCCUUACUGAGAAGACUCAGUUCACAGCCUCGGAAGCCAAUGGGAGCACUGGCACAGCCUUGCAAGGGGAUUUCUUAGAACCGGCUCCUGAGAUGCCUCCAGCUCUCACCAGUACUGACUGCAGUUCAGAAACUCUGCAGGUGAAUGAAGCUUCCCCCCAGAGCACUGGCUGUACAGACUGGCAUCGAACAGAAAAAGCUAAAUCUGAAACUGAAAUGGAUCCCACAGAUAUUUCAAAUUCCAUGGCAGAAGUCCUGGCUAAGAAAGAAGAAUUAGCAGAUCGGCUGGAGAAGGCAAAUGAAGAAGCCAUUGCCAGUGCUAUUGCAGAGGAGGAGCAGUUAACCAGAGAGAUUGAGGCAGAGGAAAACAAUGACAUUAACAUUGAGACUGACAAUGACAGUGACUUCUCUGCUAAUAUGGGCAAUGGAAACAUAUCCUUCUGUGGUUUGUCUAUGGACUGGAAUGAUGUUCUGGCAGAUUAUGAAGCUCGUGAGUCGUGGCGCCAGAGCAACUCCUGGGGAGACAGAGUGGAGGAGGAGCCCGCGCGUCCCCCCGGCCACGGGAUCCACAUGCACGAGAAACUCUCCUCACCCUCGCGCAAGAGAACAAUAGCAGAAUCCAAAAAGAAGCAUGAGGAGAAACAAAUGAAAGCUCAACAGCUGAGAGAAAAGUUACGUGAAGAGAAGACACUGAAGCUUCAGAAAUUAAUGGAGAGGGAGAAAGAUGUGAGGAAAUGGAAAGAAGAAUUGUUAGAUCAAAGGCGCAGGAUGAUGGAGGAGAAGUUACUCCAUGCAGAAUUCAAACGUGAAGUGCAGCUACAAGCAAUUGUAAAAAAAGCACAAGAGGAAGAAGCUAAGGUCAAUGAAAUUGCUUUCAUAAACACCUUGGAAGCUCAGAACAAGCGCCACGACGUGCUGAACAAGCUGAAGGAAUACGAACAGCGCUUGAACGAGCUGCAGGAGGAGCGUCAGCGAAGGCAGGAGGAGAAGCAGGCGCGGGACGAGGCAGUUCAGGAGCGCAAGAGAGCCCUGGAAGCGGAGCGGCAGGCCCGGGUGGAGGAGCUGCUGAUGAAGAGGAAGGAGCAGGAAGCACGGAUUGAACAGCAGAGGCAAGAGAAGGAGAAAGCACGAGAAGAUGCAGCACGGGAGAGGGCCAGAGAUCGAGAAGAGAGGUUGGCAGCUCUUACCGCAGCUCAGCAGGAAGCCAUGGAAGAACUGCAGAAGAAGAUUCAACUGAAGCAUGAUGAAAGUAUUAGGAGGCACAUGGAACAAAUUGAACAGAGAAAAGAGAAAGCAGCUGAACUCAGCAGUGGAAGACAUGCUAAUACUGACUAUGCACCAAAGCUCACACCCUAUGAGCGAAAGAAGCAGUGUUCAUUGUGCAAUGUCAUGAUUUCAUCAGAAGUGUAUCUUUUCAGCCACAUUAAAGGGAAAAAACACCAACAAGCUGUGAGAGAAAACAGCAGUAUACAAGGACGAGAGCUUUCAGAUGAAGAAGUGGAGCACCUGUCAUUAAAAAAGUAUAUUGUGGACAUUGUAAUUGAGAGUUCUGUUCCUGUGGAACCGUUAAAAGAUGGAGAGGAGAAACAGAAAAUUAAAAAGAAAGCCAAAAAGCUAAAGGCGCGGAUGAACUCCAGGGCAAAGGAAUAUGAGAGCUUGAUGGAAGCAAAAAAUGCUGUGUCUGAUUCCCCAUUUAAAGCCAAGUUACAGCGAUUAGCAAAAGACCUUCUGAAGCACCUCCAAAUGCAGGAUAGCUGUUCCUUGGGGAACCACAAAGUUCCUGGUCUGGACAGGACUUUAGGAGAGAUCUCUCGGAUUCUGGAAAAAGAGAACACAGCAGAUAAAAUUGCAUUCCGGGCUGCAGGAGGACUGUCUGCUCUGGAAAAUGUUCUUCAGAUGGUGACUUCUCCCACCAACCUGAACGCAGCUGCCCGGGUUCCCUUUAAGUCACUGUGCAGUACAGUAAAUGUUUACAGCCUCACCUGCAGCAACUGCAUAGAAAAUUGCACCUAUGUUCUCUUUAGUAAUAAGAUCACUUUUCUGAUGGACCUGUUGAUACACCAGUUUACGAUUAGUGUUCCAGAUGACCAUAAUGCUACUGCAAGCAGAAGUGUAAAUAAGCAGGUAUUUGAAGGUUUAACAACAGGACUUCUGAGGGUAGCUGCUGUGAUUUUCAGAUGUCUCGUCUCCAGCUUCCCAGAUGGAAACAACCACUCUUCUGCACUGAAGAUAUUACAGGAAGUGAAAAGUAAAUCCUCACAAGUGGAAGCCUUCAGCAGCAGAGUCCAAGACCUAAUCAGUUACGUGGUGAACAUGGGACUGGUGGACAAGCUGUGUUGCUGUUUCCUGUCUGUUCAAGGCCCUGUUGAUGAGAACCCCAGUGUAGCAGGUUUCCUGCAGAACGCCACGGCAGUGCUGCAUGGGAUGUGCCAGCUGUGUUUGGCUGUCAGUGGAAGGUCCUGCGGCGUGUUUGACAGCGCCCGCGCGGACCCCACGGGACUCACGGCAGCUCUGCAGGCCACGGAUCUGGUGGGAGUCCUGCACAUGCUCUACUGUGUCCUUUUCCACGGCACCAUCUCGGACCCGAGCACAGCCAGCCCCAAAGACAGCUAUGCCGCCAACACAGUCCAGGUUGCCAUCCAGAGUUUACGUUUCUUCAAUAGUUUUGCUGUUCUUGACCUGCCUGCCUUCCAGUCAAUUGUGGGAGCUGAAGGACUGUCCCUGGCCUUCAGGCACAUUAUCAGCUCCCUGCUGUGGUACUGCUCUCAGCAUACCUGUGAAGGAUUGCUGCACGAAGUCAUCAUUUGUGUGGGCUACUUCACUGUAAACAACCCAGAUAACCAGAUUAUUGUACAGUCCGGCCGUCACCCCACGGUGCUGCAAAAACUCUGCCAGUUGCCGUUCCAGUAUUUCAGUGAUCCUCGUUUGAUCAAAGUGCUCUUCCCUUCGCUCAUAGCUGCCUGUUACAAUAACCCUCAGAACAAGAUCAUCCUGGAGCAGGAGAUGAGCUGUGUUUUACUGGCCACCUUCAUCCAGGAUUUUGCACAGAGCUCAGGCCAAGUGGAAAAUCAGUUAUCUCAGCAGAGGGAAAAAUUUUUCAGUUCUCAAGAUUAUCUUGAGCUCUCCAACAGAUUCCCCCGGCAGUCCUGGGAAGAAGCUCGACAGUUCUUCUUGAAAAAAUAAGAAUUGUAUUUAGCUUUUAGAUCCCUAACAUCGUCACACUGACCAGUUCCUGCUGACUACCUUCUUUUAAAACGCUGUUCCAAAAUGUUUUUGAUACUCUAAAUACUUAUCCUAUAGAUAUAUAAUUUGCACUAUUUAUAUAAGUACUGUAGAUACUUCCAAGUUCUGUUUUGUAAUUUUGAUAAUUUGAGUUUAUUUCGUUCUUGUAUCCAAUGUCAUGAUUUUGUUGUUUUCUGCCCUGUGGUGGGACUUGCACUGCAGAACUGCUGAAAUAAGGUUGCAAAUAGAGAAAAUAUGUUCUAUAUAUCUUGUAAUAAAAUAACUUAUUCUGUCUUGUGUGA
This is a messenger RNA of Vidua macroura (Pin-tailed whydah), 4842 nucleotides long. RefSeq names its product S-phase cyclin A associated protein in the ER (gene SCAPER). Bases 251 to 4501 code for a protein of 1416 amino acids. The record is from RefSeq and is a predicted model, not a curated record. NCBI's taxonomy places the organism in Eukaryota, Metazoa, Chordata, Aves, Passeriformes, Viduidae. The transcript is spliced from 32 exons. Gene Ontology annotation, molecular function: nucleic acid binding; zinc ion binding.